UGAAGCAAUGGACAACGCUCAACUAUCCCGCAAAAGGCUUCUGAUGCUAGGCUGUGACGGGCCCAAUGUGAAUAAAGCGGUUACAAGAUUGAUGAACGAUUCUUUAAUUCUGUUAGGCAGACGGAAAUUAGCUGAUAUAGGAACAUGUAACAUUCACACUGUACACAAUGCCUUUCUUAAGGCUUUGAUGGAGUUUGGUGAAAGCGUAUCUGACUUUAUAUUUCAAAUUCACAACUUUUUCGAUGGUUGGCCUGCUCGCUGGGAAGAAUAUGAAAUUAUUCAAGACAAGUUAAAUUUGCCAAACCAUCGCUUCAUUAAGCACGUUUCUUCACGUUGGCUCACUAUGGGGCCUGCUGCUGAACGCGUUUUAGAGCAAUGGCCUGCAAUAAUUGAGUAUUUCACUAAACAUCUACCUAAAAAACAGACUAAUACAUCCCAAAACUUUAAAAACAUCUAUAACUUCAUCAAUCAAAAGCUAGCAAAAGCAGAAAUAAUGUUUGUAGUGUCCAGUGUAAAGAUGUUCGUGAAAGUCACUGGUUUCUUCCAGCGUGAAGAGCCAUUGGUUCACAUGAUUCAUGAAGAAUUAAAGAAACUCGUGAGAACCAUUUUUAAUCGGUUUUGUGUAAAAAGCGCGCCUACGUCAGUUGAAGGUCUAAAUGAAAAAUAUUACGUUCCUCUUCAAGAUAUUGUGCUAGAAGAUUCAAUCAGAGAAUUAUUGGAGACCGCUCAAGAACGUGAUAGAGUAACAUUUUUACACAAAGUAAAAAAUCAUUACGUCGCCGCUUGCAAACAUCUGCUAACAAAAACGUCAAUGGAUUAUUCUUUAAUAAAAUACUUGGCAAUAUUGAACCCUAAAAAACAAAAUUCAGAAACGUGUCAUAAAGACUUUUUAAAAAUUGCAAACACUUUGCCGGUUGCGUUUGAAGAAACGGCACUAACAAACGAAUGUCUUUUGUUGAUGCAACAUCAAAAAGGAAAUCAAGAAGAACAAAGGAUUGAAACUUACUGGGGCAAUAUUUUUAAAAGGACCUUUGAUAACGGAGAAAAAAUGUUCCCCAACCUGGAGCACAUUGUAAAGGCCGCAUUAGCACUGUCGCAUGGCAAUGCAGAUGUGGAAAGGGGCUUUUCAUGUUCGGGUAGAAUUUUAACACCAGAAAGGGCUAACAUGUGUCAGAGGACCCUUGAUGCGCAUUUGACAGUUAAAUCGGCACUAAAAAACAUGUACGAAAACAAGAUUCAUUUAGUCCCUUUAACACCUGAAUUGAUGAAAUUAGCCAGAACGGCAUAUAUAAGAUAUAAAACAUAUUGUGAAGAACAGAAGCAAAAAGAAGAAAUAAAGAAGCUCGAAAAGAAAAGAAAUGAGGAACUUGAUAGAGAAAAAAAAGAACUUAAGAGAAAGUACGAAGAAACUAAGACGAUUAUUGAAGAAGGUGAGACAACGCUAAAAAAAAUAAGAGAAGAAGAAAAAAUUAAGAGGGAGACAAUUGACAGAUUAAUUAAAAAUGCAAAUGCCAUGUUGAAGGGCGGAAUCAAAGAAAAAGACAUGGUUUCCGUAAAUAUGGCAAAAUCUCUGCUAGAAACUGUAGUAAAGGAGAGAAAAGAAGAAGAAGAACAAAUACAAGAGGAAGAAAAAAUACAAAAAAUUGUAGAUAAGAAGAAAAAAGCACUUAUAACAAACUUCUUUAAGAAAACUUAAUUUUAAAUGUUAUGUUUAUUUUAAUGGAACUUCUCUGUACUUUUUUUCUUUCUCAUAGUCAUUUGAUUUUAGUGUUCACUAUAUGUAUAAUUUUGCACGAAUGCGCAUGACUCACUUGUAAUACAAUAACAAUUACUAACAAUAAAAAAAGCUUUUUAACACAAUAAAAAGGCGGUGCUGGUUGGCUAUGGGGAUGGUGGAGGCCAAUAACUGAAAAUAAGCUUUUUAUUUCACACCAUUCACCCGAAAAACGGUUUGGAAAUGGUCAGUAUUUGGUCAGUAUUUUUGAAUUUUUGGUCAGUAAAAUCAGUAUUUUCGACCAUAGAACUUGUUUCGGCCCCUGAAAAUGUCUAGAAUCAUUACAGAAACCGGGAUUUUCAGAAUCUUGUUUUAUAAAAAGAAUAAAAUAUUAUACAGUUUUUACUCUCUCUUGUAAACUACGCCAAAAUGGAUUUGGCAGGUUAGCGAAUUAGGCCGACGAUAUA
Spodoptera frugiperda (fall armyworm) is the source of this 2181-nucleotide messenger RNA. RefSeq lists its product as uncharacterized. The transcript has 2 exons. Bases 8 to 1696 code for a protein of 562 amino acids. NCBI's taxonomy places the organism in Eukaryota, Metazoa, Arthropoda, Insecta, Lepidoptera, Noctuidae. The record is from RefSeq and is a predicted model, not a curated record.